Messenger RNA from Lodderomyces beijingensis, 243 nucleotides. The record is from the annotation of a GenBank genome assembly. Lineage: Eukaryota; Fungi; Ascomycota; Pichiomycetes; Serinales; Debaryomycetaceae.
AUGGCAGGAACAUUACACCCAGACAAGGAAUUGCAAAGAUUCAACACGGCAAGGGAAAACCUAGGCCAAUAUUUCCGCUUCAAGCCGAGAUCGGCCUUUUUCAACAUCAUAGCUAUGGGCGCCAUACCGGUGGGAUUGGUGAUUUUGGGGUACAAUUACGAAGGCAAGAUCAGCAUGAGGGAUAUCUUUAGGAAAGAGCCGGUGUUGAAUAAGGAGUACGUUCCUAGAGAUAAGGAUCUUUAG